UGGACAUUUUUUGGUACGCACAAGGCAACGAAUGGUCUUUUAUAAAAGGCAAUUAUUUUAUUUCAAAUAUGCUUUGAUAUAAUAUAAAUUUCCUGCGAGACUGGUAAAACUAACUGAAUUAAUUGAUAUAAUCAAGAGAGAACAUGAAUAUUACGUUGAACUGAGAGUGCAAGUUAAACAGAAGCGUUAAUCUUAUUUAUUUGAAUUAACUUAGUUACCAAUAAUGUCAUACGUUUGAAAAUAGUUAUUGGUUUUUCAUCCUUAACAUUUUUUACACAAGGAAACGUAACAUAGAACAAAUAAGUGCUUCAAUCUAAUAAAAGCUGUUGUGUUUUUCGUUAUAGUACUGUAAGAUCACAUUUGACGAGGAAUAGAAAGUAAGUGUCUAUUUUUUAUAAUUAUCAUUUUGCGGCGUAAAUGAUAUGCUCGUUUAGGAUGUCUGUGGUAUAAACAUAUAUACUGAAGUUACAUGUUUUAUUUCCAUUUUAGAAAACAAAUCAACAACAACAUAAAAAAACAAAAAACCACACAAGAUUAAUCACGCAAACGCACGCGCGCACUGACUGUAAAGAAUGAUUUCGUUCAAAGUACAAAACUUGGAUACAAUGAUACGUUUUAGCACGUUUGUAUUGAAUCAUCCUCCGGAUAUUUCUGUGAUAUCACUUCAGGUUUGAUUGAUAAGCGUUGAAUAUUUAAUUUAUUUUAUCAGGCAAAAUUCAUUUCACACUCAUAUAUAUUUAUAUUAUUCAAGUGACAGAAGGAAAGAAAACCAACACUCAAAUGCAAUGAAUGUGUCUCAAUGCCCUCGGGAUUUACAAUCUGAUACAUAUAGAAAUGCAAUAUGUAAUGACAUUUAAAAUAAUUUCACGUGAUUGUUUCACAUCACAAGUCUAGGUUGACACAACACGGUAACAUGGAGCAGGCUGUCAGUUUUAAUUCUAAAGGAAUAAUCAAAUUGAAUGUAGGAGGGACUAUUUUCCAAUGUUAUGCUGGAACACUUAAAACAUUUCCAGAUUCUGUUCUUGCACAUCUUGACGAAAAUGCCGACCAUUAUGUGGCAGACACAAAUGAGUAUUUCUUCGACAGAGACCCAUUAACGUUUUACCAUAUUCUUAACGCAUCAAGAAAAGGGUCGAUACAUUUACCUAAAGAUAUGUGUGGAACAACAUUCAGAGAAGAGCUUGAAUUUUGGAAGAUUUCUCCGCGUUUUGUUGCUCCGUGUUGUUGGGAAGCCUUACAUAAAUCAGAGGAAGACGUAUCAACAAUGCAGAAGUUGAUUCAAAAUAUCAAACAAAACACGAAUACAUGCCUUCUACUUAAACCGGACGUGGACUUAAAGCAGAGGAUAUGGCUUUUUCUUGACGAACCAGAUUCAUCCAAAUAUGCUUAUGUAUGGGGAGUAUUUGUUUCACUUCUAAUAGUGUUAUCAACUAUAUCCAUGGCAAUGUCUACUUUGAAACAAUUUUGUGCUGAAUUUACGGAAUCAGAAAUGGAGGUAAUCAAGAGCAUGUCUAGUGUCUUCAAAUUGAGCAACGCAACUUUCGACAAGAUUGCAAAACGAAGUCCAAUUUUUGUUUACACAGAUUUUAUAAUUCACUUCAUACUCACUUUCGAGUUAUUGGUAACUUUUGUCGUCUGCCCGGAAAAAAAGUCAUUCAGCAAGUGUUUCACGCGCCUUUCUGUCGCAAUUGGCUAUAUGGCAUUUUGGAUUUCCUUUAUAAUGGAAUUGAAUCUAUCCAAACUAGAUACUGUUGUAAAAAUGAUAUCGUAUAUUGUGAUCAAACACUUGGUUAUAUUGAUGUUAGCACGUCUGUUUUACUUGUCAAAGUGUGUCCCAGCUUUCAAUAUCAUGGGCUUGACAUUCCGAUCUUCAAUUCCCGAAUUCAAAGUUCUACUCUUUAUGCUAUGUUUGUUAGUUUGUAUUUUCGGCACUGUAAUGUACGUUGUCGAAUUUACUCAAAAUUCUCAAUUCAAUAAUAUGUUCACCGCAAUGUACUGGGCAUUGAUUACGUUGACCACUGUCGGGUAUGGCCAUUAUAUCCCAAACUCUGAUUUUGGUCAUGUGAUCGCAGCAACAUGUGCUGUUUGUGGAGUUGUUUCUCUUGCUCUACCAAUAGGUAUAAUUGCGUCGUCGUUUCACACAUUUUAUCACUAUCAAAAGUACGCCCGGAAACAUGUUAAUCUUUUCGGCAAGGUUACUAUUUGUCCACAUGGUAAAUCAUAGAUUAUUGAUAAUAUAUGAUUUGUAUAAAAUCAUAACUCUUAAAUAACAGUGAGACACGUUCUACCUGAAUAAUGUAUAACACAGCUAAAUUUUUUGUUUGAUUGAACCUGUAAUAACAUGUAUAAUUGUGCAAGUCAAAAAUAAAGUACCUGUUCUGUUCUAUUCUGAUAACAACAUUCAACCAGAGGCAUUCGGUUGCAGUGAUUUAAACACAUUUAGAAUUUAGAAUAAUUGACAAUUUUGAUACAACCACGGAUAUGAUCAGUUGAUCACAUGACAAUAUAAGUAUGUUUGUCAUUUUGGUAUUCAAAAUAACGUGCCCGAUUAACUGGGUCUUACUGAAGAAGAGCAAACAUGUGCUAGUUGUAUAUAGCGCUGAAUAAUAAACAUUUGGUUUUACAAAUAUU
Messenger RNA from Ruditapes philippinarum (Manila clam), 2631 nucleotides. Its product is annotated as potassium voltage-gated channel protein Shaw-like. NCBI's taxonomy places the organism in Eukaryota, Metazoa, Mollusca, Bivalvia, Venerida, Veneridae. Gene Ontology annotation, cellular component: voltage-gated potassium channel complex; membrane. The record is from RefSeq and is a predicted model, not a curated record. Bases 914 to 2224 code for a protein of 436 amino acids. Gene Ontology annotation, biological process: protein homooligomerization; potassium ion transmembrane transport. The transcript is spliced from 3 exons. Gene Ontology annotation, molecular function: voltage-gated potassium channel activity; protein binding.